Molecule: messenger RNA, 4658 nt
Organism: Phyllopteryx taeniolatus (common seadragon)
Lineage: Eukaryota; Metazoa; Chordata; Actinopteri; Syngnathiformes; Syngnathidae
Product: transcription factor 7-like 1
Exons: 7
Coding region: 1833-2612 (259 amino acids)
Biological process (GO): regulation of transcription by RNA polymerase II; canonical Wnt signaling pathway
Cellular component (GO): beta-catenin-TCF complex
Molecular function (GO): DNA-binding transcription factor activity, RNA polymerase II-specific; RNA polymerase II cis-regulatory region sequence-specific DNA binding
Source: RefSeq, a predicted model, not a curated record
GCUUGUGUUUGUAUGUGUGUACACGCUGUGUAUAGUUGAUGAAAAAAAUUCACGAAAUUAGCGUUGGAAGUGACAGAAAAUAUGAGCCGUAACUUCACAACUGACCUGGCCAACUGUUGUUCUUGUUUUAUGGCGGUUGGCAACAAACCUUAAGGUACAUUACCGCCACCUAUUGUUAAAAUAAUGUAUCUCAUGGCAACAAAGUUUUAAGGUGCAUUACCGCCGCCUACUGUUAAAAUAAAUGUAUUCCACGUAUGCCUACUAACUUAUUACUCCAAAUUUUAAAAAAAACAAAGUAACAAUUUCCACAGAUAUGUGUAACUUUAUCACUACUUAGCUAGAGGUCCCAUGGCGUGUACUCAACACAAGCAGAGUUGAAAUACCUUCAAAAUAUCCGUGGAAAUAGUUACAGCAAUUUUUUUGCGUGACAGCCAGUAUCCAUAAAAACAGGAAGCCUUAUUGUCAGAAAUGAAAAAAAAAAACAGAAAUUAUCGCUAUUUUGAAGAUUUACUGGGAACUCCUCAAACUCAUCCAAUCGGGAUGUAUCAGAAGGUCAAAAGUUUUCUUUUUUCGGUGGUCUUUAUUUUGAUGAGUUCUUAUCUGAAUAUAAUCACAUCUGUAGUCUCUGCCAGGGUUUUUGGAGCAAUGCGUAAAAGUGUAUAUUUUAUUUGAAAUGUGUGCGAGUGGAAAUUCAGCAUUUGUCUUGCUUUCUGUGUGUCAGACAGCCCAGUAGGUAAAAACCUGCUCGAUUGGUAGUAAAAUAAAAAAAAAUCUACAUAAAAUGCUCUGGUUGAAAAGGAUUAUUAUUACAGUUCCAUAUUUGUGGUCUCUUACUGGAAUAAAUAUACGGAUCUCAUUGACUGGUUGUAGGGAUGUACUGUUUGGACUUCUUUAAACCCUUUAUUAGUAACCUUAAUUAUACUAAAGGGAAAUAAAUUACAUUCAUCAAAUGUAUUAAAACCUCUCAUCACCAAAGAAGCUAUUACGACCGUAAAUAUUUUGGAUACUUUUUUUAUAUUGUGUAAGUGUAUAUAUUCUUUCUUUUGUGGAGAAAAAAGUAAACCAAAAAGGGCACGGUGGAUACUUUUUUUAAUAUUGUGUAAGUGUAUAUAUUCUUUCUUUUGUGGAGAAAAAAGUAAGCCAAAAAGGGCACGGUGGACGACUGGUUCACAGUUCUGACGAGGGGGGGGGUUCAAUCCCCGGCCCCGCCUGUGUGGAGUUUGCAUGUUCUCCCCGUGCCUGCGUGGGUUUCCUCCCACAUCCCAAAAGCAUGCAUGAAUUGGAGACUCUGCCCAUAGGUGUGAAUCUGAGUGCGAUUGGCUGGCACCCAGUUCAGGGUGUACCCCGCCUCCUGCCCGAUGACAGCCGGGAUAGGCUCCAGCACGCCCGCGACCCUCGUGAGGAGAAGCGGCUCAGAAAAUGGAUGGAUGAAUGAACCAAAAAGCUAUUACGACUGUAAAUAUUCAUCAUUUUUUUUAAUAUUGUGUAAGUGUAUAUAUUCUUACUUUAUUUGUCUAAUAAAAAUGUGUUUUCUUGGGUUAAACAGACAAUAUUGAUACAUUCAAAUUCAACACGGGCCAGCCGUUAGUUAGAAGCCGCUUCUUUGGAUCAAUAUAACGUCAGCGUCUCUUUGAUCAUGAUGACGUACCAAAGGUGCCCCGAGUCCUCAGGUGAUUGGCUGGUUUCAAGCCUGCCUAAAUAGCAAUGCUCAAGAUGACGAUGACGUAUCAAAGGUGUCCCGAGCCCUCACGCGAUUGGCUGGUUUCAAGCCAGCCGAAAUAAUAGCGUUAAUAACGGCGAUCGAGUUGACCCAAGAGCGUUCCGACCCGAGGAUGACGACCAACGUGGAGUGGGACUUCAAUUUCGUCCACGCAGACAUGACGACCAGCAGUCGCGAGCAGCAGGUCAGUGGUGCCUCGAUGGUGGUGAGCCAAAUGCCCUUUGUCGUUAUCAAUGGACAGCUGUUUUAUCAGUUGGCCCCAGCCUCCUUCUUUGUCCCUCUUCCUGCACCCCCACCACCACCACCACCACCACCCAAAACAAGGAGGGACCCCUCAAAGCGAAAGAGGAAUAAAUGCACAGAGGAACCCACCAGGCCUUAUAUCAAGAAGCCCCCAAAUGCCUUCAUGCUCUUCAUGAAGGAGCAGCGGCCUGUCGUCAAAGCCAAAAUAGUUAAUAAAGACAGCGCGACGUUGAACAAGGUCCUGGGGAAGCUGUGGAAGUCGUUGGCGCUGAAAGAGCAGCUUAAAUACUUCCGGGAAUCGGAGCGGCUCAGCCAGAUCCACGCCAGCAUGUACCCGGACUGGACCUGCAGAGACAACUACGGCAAAAAGAAAAAAAGAAUGUGGGGCAGUGCAGCCACCAGGUUAAAUGGUCCGACCAUGUCUGCACCCGAGCUGCCCCACGCGCCGUCCGCAUGCGCCGGCAUCCUGCAUGAGGGGCACGAGACGGACCUGACCUCUCAGCUGUUGAAGGAGCCGGAAGCACAAUCAUCCUCGUCGUCCUUCCGCUCCACCGACACGGCGGCGAGCGCAAGUGCCACGUAUGCACCGAUGUCCACAUACAGCCCCCCCCCCUCACCUUUGGGGUUGACCAUCGAUCUGGACACAUAGGCAUUACAGACAUUUAAUGCGUCUGCUUUUUGUUUUCAUUUCCUUAUUUACCAACAAACAAGCUUUGAUUCAGUCCCCCCGCCAGCAUUUUGCCUCCCGAGCAUCUUCCACAGAAAUCAUAUAAGUACAUCUAUUUUCCUUUGCAAGAUAAUGUGAAAAUAGGUGCUUCCUCUUUGAAGUUAUUGGGACUUCAAUCUGGUUUAUGUGCAACCUCCAGUGGGUACGGAAACCCCCAGACCCCCUUCAAUUUUUCACUUUUCUAUAUUGCAGCCAUUUGCUAAAAUCAUGUAAGUUCAUUUUUUCCCACAUGAAUGUACACACAGCACCCCAUAUUGAUAGACAAAAAAAAAUACGGAAUAGUUGAAAUUUUUGCAGAUUUAUUAAAAAAGAAAAACUGAAGUAUCACACAGACAUAAGUAUUCAGACCCUUUGCUCAGUAUUUAGUAGACGCACCCUUUUGAGCUGAUGAUGCAACAAGUUUUUCACACGUGAUUUGGGGAUCAGCCAUUCCUCCUUGCAGAUCCUCUCCAGUUCUGUCAGGUUGGAUGGUGAACAUUGGUGGGCAGCCAUUUUCAGGUCUUUCCAGAGAUGCUCAAUUGGGUUUAAAUCAGGGCUCUGGCUGUGCCAUUCAAAAAACAGUCACGGAGUUGUUCUCUGUGUGCUUAGGGUCAUUGUCUUUUUUUAAGGUGAACCUUUGGCCCAGUCUGAGGUUCUGAGCACUCUGGAGAAGGUUUUCGUCCAUGAUAUCCCUGUACUCGGCCGGAUUGAUCUUUUCUUCAUUUGCAACCAGUCUCCCUGUCCCUGCAACUGAAAAACACCCCCACAGCAUGAUGCUGCCACCACCACGCUUCACUGUUGGGACUGUAUUGGACAGGUGAUGAGCAGUGCCUGGUGUUCUCCACACAUACCGCUUAGAAUUAAGGCCAAAAAGUUCUAUCUUGGUCUUGUCAGACCAGAGAAUCCCAUUUCUCACCAUCUUGGAGUCCUUCAGGUGUUUUUUUUAGCAAAUUCCAUGCGGGAUUUCAUGUGUCUUGCACGGAGUAGAGGCUUCCGUCGGGCCACUCUGCCAUAAAGCCCCGACUAGUUGAGGGCUGCAGUGAUGCUAGACUUUCUAGAACUUUCUCCCAUCUCCUGACUGCAUCUCUGGAGCUCAGGCACAGUGAUCUUUGGGUUCUUCUUUAACUCUCUCACCAAGGCUCAGUUUGGCCGGACGGCUAGCUCGUGGAAGGGUUCUGAUCGUCCCAAACAUCUUCCAUUUCAGAAUUAUGGAGGCCACUGUGCUCUUCGGAACCUUAAGUGCAGCAGAAAUAUUUUUGUAACCUUGGCCAGAUCUGUGCCUUGCCACAAUUCUGUCUCUGAGCUCUUCAGGCAGUUCCUUUGACCUCAUGAUUCUCAUUUGCUCUUGACAUGCACUGUGAGCUCUAAGGUCUUAUACAGACUGGGGUGUGGCUUUCCUAAUCAAGUCCAAUCAGUAUAAUCAAACACAGCUGGACUCCAAUGAAGGUGUAGAACCAUCUCAAGGAUGAUCAGAAGAGAUGGACAGCACCCGAGUUCAAUAUAUGAGUGUCAUAGCAAAGGGUCUGAAUAAAUGUUCUUUUAUUUAUAUAUAUACACAUUUUUUAUUUUAUUUUACCAAUGCCCCUUUUAAACUGAAUUGAGAAAUAGUUGAACAUUUUUUUUUACUGGCCUCUGAUUUCAAAAGUAGUUUUGUAUUAAUUUGAUGUGUAUAUUGUAUGUAAUAACAUGAGACAAUCAUACAUUUAUAUGGGUUCACAGUCAGAAUGGCCCACUGAGGAAAACUAACUAUGAUGUGGCCCGUGACAAAAAUGACUUUGACACCCCUGUAUCUAAAAGGUUGGCGAGCUCUAAAUUAAAGCAUGAAAAUGUGAGCUGAAACUUUUCAUUUCUGUACGUUCUAUUUCAUGGGGAUUACUGUAUAUUUCAUACAUGGUAUUUUAUUUGUAAUAUAUAUCUUUUUUUUAAACUAAAAUUUUUUGGGUGUGGUGUUUUUUUUUUCCGUGGCUGGAACGGAUUAACAGCAUUUCC